Molecule: messenger RNA, 839 nt
Organism: Pungitius pungitius (ninespine stickleback)
Lineage: Eukaryota; Metazoa; Chordata; Actinopteri; Perciformes; Gasterosteidae
Product: ependymin-like
Exons: 7
Coding region: 126-794 (222 amino acids)
Biological process (GO): cell-matrix adhesion
Cellular component (GO): lysosome; extracellular region
Molecular function (GO): calcium ion binding
Source: RefSeq, a predicted model, not a curated record
UGCUGAUUAUCUGGAUGUUUCCAACUCUUGAACUGCAGCUAAAUAUGUAAACCUGUGAGGCACUGACCAUCCUGGCAGACCAGAGCCCUCGCAGGUUCCCCCUCGUCUGGAUCCGAACUAGCAACAUGAACUUCAUCAGUGUGCUGUCCUGCCUCGGCCUGGCGCUGACUGCUGCCGCCGCCCAGAGCCCAAAACCCUGUGUUUCUCCAGAACUGAUGAGUGGAGGCUUCACUCUGAUGGAUGCCGGCGGACUCUACAUGUCCACGGGAACUGUGAGCUAUGACGCCAUUGGUCAGAGGAUGCGGGUCAGAAACUUCCCGCUCGUCGGCAAUGAGACCUUUCCAAUGGACCAGCUGAUCCUUUUUAACCAGAAAGUCUACUACGAGAUCGACUGGAGCAAGUUAUCUUGCAAGAAGAAAGCACUGGACACCACCUUCAUUCCCAUGCAGGUUCCUUCUGAUGCCAAACUGAUGGGUCAGGUUUUCAUGGGCUCCUCUUCUCUCUGGGGAAUGGGUGUGCUGACCAACACCUGGUAUGGAGAACUGCCACAGAACGGCCAGUAUUCGGUUGUCUUCACUGAGAUCGGGUGCAUCCCUGUGACCUGGUCCAUGUACACUCCAGCAUCUGGAUGGGUCGCACUCAGCACCUUCAACUGGGUCUUGGGCAACACGAACCCGAUGGACUACAGCCCUCCUUUCUUCUGUGGCAAAGCUGAACUGGAGGAGAACGAGACACCAGAUACCUUCUUCACUGCCUUGCAGUCUCUGGCCAAGCAGACCAAGGAACAGGAGUAAACAUCUGAAGCAUCUCACUAAAACAAGCACAUCUAAAUUAAAUAA